Molecule: messenger RNA, 3346 nt
Organism: Apis florea (little honeybee)
Lineage: Eukaryota; Metazoa; Arthropoda; Insecta; Hymenoptera; Apidae
Cellular component (GO): plasma membrane
Source: RefSeq, a predicted model, not a curated record
GUCAUCCGGAGAAAUCGUAAUCCUUCGACUUUUCGCGAACGCCACGAUCUUCUACGGGUCUACGUUUUACUCGUGAGAACAGAAAAUGUGCCGAAUCGUGUGUGCUCGAUAGAGAACGUGUACGAUAAAUGAAGUAACGAGAGAAAAAAGGGGGUGAAAUAAUAUUAUUCGGCGUGGCCACGUUGAUUUUUCAGUUUUCACCGAUCCGUCCGGAUCAUCGAUCCCAAAGGCCGUGGCGCAAACCGUGGCGGCCGUUAGUUUUUCGUAAUCGCAUGAAUCUUCGUAUGGCGCGACGCCACUGCCUCUCCUCCCGUUCCGCCGCAGGAUGUUGGAAAAAUUGAAAAUUAUGCAAACAUAAUUUCCAUCGUGGCGCUCGGUUUUGCAUCCACGCUCGCGCCACAGGCGUGCAACCCGUGUAUGCGUCGCCCCGCAAAGUUCAUUGUCAUCGGACCGACGUGGUUUCGAAAGAGGUAGAAAUAAAAUCGAGGACACGGCGGAUCGGUGCGCGAUAGAAGGGGAGAAGAGCGGGGGGAGGAAGAUGAUCGGUGAAGAUGAUAUUAAGGCAGAGGACUGAUUGAAACGUGGGAAAUGGCGAUUGUCGGGGCUAUUAGUGAGAUGAGUGCGACUCGUUUGAGUGUAUGGUUCGCCGCUGUUCUGUUCGUGGCUACGACUCUCGUCGAUUCCCAGGUCACAUGGACGCCGAUCUACGUGGGCACCUACAGUCAAGUGGACCUCUGGACGCAAACGACGAACGGGUGCGCGUGCAGUUUUAAUUCGUCCAGCAACGAAUGCGCGUGCUGCGUCCCAUCCGGAGGAUGCAGUUGCGGGGCAGCGUCGCCGGACAGAUGUGCUCAGUGCGGGUUGGAGCAAUACUGCGCCAACAUGUGCAACAUAACGCUGGACAGCAGACAGUUGUUCAGCAAAUCGGAUCGCGGAUUUGGCCAAAUAAAGUCGCCAUCCCUUGAAGGGCCAUCGAGGUGUACCUACAGAUUUGUCCCGGACACAGGCCAAAGAGUCGAGUUGCAGAUCUAUCGAUUGAUCUCUAUAGGACGACACAACGGUACCGCAUGCGAGGGUGGUUGGCUGCAGCUCGAAGGCGGUGGACGAGUUUGCGGCCCCAACGAACGCUUCGAUCGACCUGUCGUGCUGUUCUCCGACAAAUCAAUCCCGAUACUCCACAUGCAGAUAAACGAGAGCACGACGAGGUCCCAAUUCCUCGCGUAUUUCAGUUUCUCGUCCAAGGCGAGCGUGUCGGUUGGUUGGCCCGUAAAAGGCGGAGAACCGAAGAACAACACCGAAUGCGACUGGGUUUACAAGGACACCGAUUGCCUGGAUGGAUGCGUGUUGGCCAGCCCCGGAUAUCCUGGCCUAUAUCCACCCAACAUUCGGUGCCUCUACUCGAUUACUUCCGGUCCCCGGAUGUCCAUCGCGAUUAACUUCACCGCUGUGCUUCUGCCCGAGAAGCACUGCACGAGCGACUACAUAGCCGUAUACUCGGGUUCAACAACGUCGAGUCCCCUUCUGAAGAUGCUCUGCUUCAAGAACAAAACGUCGUUGACGUACAGCGGCCGGAAACUGUUGGUCGAGUUCAGAACGGGGCCGGAAGUGCCGCCUUUCGAUUACAACGGCUUCGUAGCGACCCUUAAUUUUAUAGAAAUCACUACGGAAGCACCGACAACUGUUACCACGGAUAGCACGAAUAAAAGUGUGGACACGACGAAACCGGUCAACGGUGGUGGUGGUGGUGGUGGUUACAACAACGUGAUGUACAGCAAUCGCGAUCUCCAGGAUCAUCGUAAAGAUCAAGGCUCGAUAUCCGGAAGCUGUGACCUCGAGGUGAACGGCGAGAAAGUGAGGGCUGGCCACCACGACACCAGGGGGAAACUCAAGUCCACCACGUGCAAGCUCGUGCUUCGUGGACGUGCUUACGACACUGGACACGUCUCGUUGACCAGUUACAAUCUCAGCGCCCAGGCUUGCCAAUCUUCGAUCGAAAUAUUCGACGGCCCCUCCGAAGGUAGCGCGAAAUCCCUCGAGAGAAUCUGCAGUCCUGUACAGCGGCCUCCGCCGGAAUUCGUGCAACAAGAUACAUACAUCGAGCCGAAAAGGUACUCGUCUAAUGGGAGAGAUAUGACGGUCGUACUGAAACGAGCAACGAACAGCCCCACCGACGAGGAAUACAUGGACGUCUCUUAUUACUUCCACGAUGAACGCGAGGGUGGCACUCAACAGCCGGCCAGCGUGUGCGACGUCGAAUAUUACGGACUCACGUCACCGGUGAAAGGUUCCGUGGUACAUCCGGAUCCUUACCGGUUAUUCGCCAUGGAGAGGCCAAUAAAAUGCAGGCAGCACUUCAUCCCAGCGGCUAAUCAGUCGGUCAUCAUACGCGUGGAGAGCAGCUUGAAGCAGAGUCCGGACAGCCCUUGCAAAACCAAAUGCGGAGAUAGCGGCUGUCAGUGCGUGAGCAACAAGACCCUGGAGAACAUGGACCACCUUCUCCUCGUCUCUGAAACCGGUCACAUCGUCACUUGUCUUUGUGGAAAUUAUCAGGACUGGCUCCCUGUCGGUAUCCGUAGCUGGAUGCCAGUGUACAUCGAAUGGUCGAGGUCCUCGAAGGCAGGCCUCAAUUUCCGCGCGGCUUACGAGUUUAUCAAGGACACUUACUGCGGUUAUCACACAACGACAAAGCCGGAAGGCGAGGUGAAUGGCGGCGACUUGGCCAGCAGCGGCUUAAAGCUCAAUCAGUAUUAUCAACAGAAAUGCACGUGGAUCCUCAACUCCGUGACGGAUCGACAGCUCACCAUCGAAGUUAGAUCAACUCAGAACCGUCCCUGCACCGCGUGGAAUUUGACGAUACACGAGUACAGCAAGAACGGAGACCCGGCCGGGCCAAGAUUGCACACAUUUUGCUCGAGAGACACGUACAAAAAUUUCACCCUACCAUGGAAGACGAACACCGUGGUGGUUAGAUUGCAAGCGCUAGGAAGGACAGCGCCGGAAUACACGAUGAAAUGGCGGAGCGAGUCUGUAAUCGCAAACACGCACAAGAGCGGGCCAUCGCCAGCACCGAAUCACGUGAUAAACUCCUCGACUGGAAACGGACUGCUAGAAACGCGAAUCCUAAUUCUGUUCGCUAUACUACUCGCUUACGUGGCCGGUUGUUGAGUCUACUCGACACACCGUGUCCCAUACACGUUCCUGUUCACAAUCAGAGACAAACUGUUGCGAACGAGCCUAAGAUUUGUACUAUUGUACCACACCGUGUGUGAACGAACUUGAAAUUUAAUAUUAUCGUAAUGACUACGAUCGUGUUUCCCGAAAGUUCUUUCAGCGGUUCAGUUUUCUC